Spea bombifrons (plains spadefoot toad) is the source of this 793-nucleotide messenger RNA. Its product is annotated as protein BTG3-like. The record is from RefSeq and is a predicted model, not a curated record. The transcript has 3 exons. Lineage: Eukaryota; Metazoa; Chordata; Amphibia; Anura; Pelobatidae. Bases 1 to 702 code for a protein of 233 amino acids. Gene Ontology annotation, cellular component: cytoplasm; nucleus. Gene Ontology annotation, biological process: negative regulation of mitotic cell cycle; negative regulation of cell population proliferation.
AUGCAUCUAGAAAUCGCGGCUGCCGUCAACUUCCUCAUUAAGAUCUUGAGUCUGAGGAAACGCAUGAAGACUGACCAGCUAGAGACUCUAGGAACGCAUCUCUCAAGUCUGCUGAGCGACCGAUACAGAGGACACUGGUACCCAGACGCACCCAGCAGGGGCCAAGCAUACAGGUGCAUUCGCAUCAACUCCUGGCAGUAUGUUGAUGAAUCUCUCCUGAAGGCCUGUGCGCAAUGCAAUCUCGAAUACACAAAACUGGGUCUCCCAGAGGAGAUAACGCUCUGGAUUGAUCCAUAUGAGGUUUGUGGAAGGUUUGGAGAGCAUACAAAGUACUUCACGAUAGCGAAAUUCCCAAAGGAAGUGGUGGUCAGAGAACCGGUUCAAACGAUCAUAGAAAGGGAGACCUCCGAUUACUCCUCAGGAAGUGUCUCCUCUGGGUCGGUUUCAGAAAGCUCUUCUGACGACGAGAUAACGAGCAAGGACGACAAUACCGGCAUCCAAUCUACCCAAGACUCUGACGCACCCAGACGGCUCUGGACCUCCAAUAUUGAGGCAACUCACAGAAAGAGCAAAGGUUUCUUUGGUCAAGGUGUGAAUGAAGAUCUUAGAAAGAAUUGGUGGGGGGUUGAUUCUAGUCAACGGGAAGCCUUCUCAAAUGGAGAGCCCACGCACUCGUCCUUUGGUGUCCAAACGCUUCCAUGAAGGACCUGUCUUCAAAAAGGCUUAUCUUCUAAAUGACUGCAUAGAGGUGUAACCUUCUGAAAAUAAUGUGCACUUAACCAGGAAUGAAGCC